CCAUCCAGGGCCUGCGCUCCAAGAUGGAGGACCGGUUCGCGGCCGAGGAGGAGAUCGCGCUCGGGGCGCGCGCGCCCGGCGAGGAGCAGCGCGACGGCCGCGGACUUUCCAUCUACGCCGUGUACGACGGACACGGCGGCGACUUCGCGGCCGAGUACACCAAGGACCACCUGAUCGAGGCGCUGAAGGCCAAGCUGCUGGAGGUGCACGUCCAGCGGGGCCGAGCGGCCGACGUGGGCGAGCCGUCGUCCGCCCGCGUCUCUAUAUCGAUAUCCCCGGCCGAGCCUGAGCCGGAGGGCGAGCGCGAGCCGGCCGGCGCCACGCUGGGCUCCUGCAAGUCGCACGAGGCGUACCAGCGCACGCGCAGCCCGCGGCGCAGCGCCUCCGCCCAGGGGGACAUGCUGGUCAACUUCUUCGGCCAGAUCAACUACACCAAGGUGAUGCAGGACGUGUUCAGCGAGGUGGACGCCGCCCUGCUGGACGCGGCGCGGCGCGAGGCGUGCAUCGCCGGCACCACGGCUGUGCUGGCGCUGGUGGACGGCGACCAGGUGGUGGUGGCCAGCUGCGGCGACUCGCGCGCUGUGCUCUGCGACGCCCGCGGCCACGCCGUGCCGCUCACCACCGACCACAAGCCGGACCAGCUGACCGAGAAGAAGCGCAUCACGGAGGCGGGCGGCUUCGUCACCUUCAACGGCGUGUGGCGUGUCAACGGCAUCCUGGCGACGAGCCGCGCGCUGGGCGACCUGCCGUUCAAGGAGCGGCGCCUGCUCACGUGCCGCCCGGACGUGCAGACGGUGAGCGUGCGCCACCACGCGGCGCCGUUCCUGCUGCUGGCCUCUGACGGCCUCUGGGACGCGGCCAGCGGCCAGGAGGCCGUACAGCACGUGCGCGCGCGUCUCCACGAGCCGGAUCUGGGCGCGCGCAGCCUGGCGCUGCUGGCGUACCAGCGCGGCUCGCUCGACAAUAUCACCGUGCUGGUGGUGGACCUGCGGCCGGGGCAGCUGGGCCGGUCGGGCAGCUUCCGGCGCGCCGCCGCCAGCUAG
Molecule: messenger RNA, 1043 nt
Organism: Pollicipes pollicipes
Lineage: Eukaryota; Metazoa; Arthropoda; Thecostraca; Pollicipedomorpha; Pollicipedidae
Product: protein phosphatase 1L
Exons: 5
Coding region: 24-1043 (339 amino acids)
Biological process (GO): protein dephosphorylation
Molecular function (GO): protein serine/threonine phosphatase activity; cation binding
Source: RefSeq, a predicted model, not a curated record